Molecule: messenger RNA, 1955 nt
Organism: Panicum hallii
Lineage: Eukaryota; Viridiplantae; Streptophyta; Magnoliopsida; Poales; Poaceae
Product: cytochrome P450 76M5-like
Exons: 3
Coding region: 90-1640 (516 amino acids)
Molecular function (GO): oxidoreductase activity, acting on paired donors, with incorporation or reduction of molecular oxygen; heme binding; monooxygenase activity
Source: RefSeq, a predicted model, not a curated record
AUUGUAGUUCAUGCUGGCUAAUUUAUUCUCCAAAAGAAAGCUCAAUGACUGGUGAUUGCGCCACUAUAUAGGACCGUGCAUACAGCUCAAUGAAGAAGCCACUCCCCCAUCUACCCAUUCUACCACCGAUCCCAAGGAAAAUGGAAGAUUCCACCCUGCUAUGGUUCCUCUACGUCUCACUCGCCUCCUGCCUUCUCUAUAAGCUCUUCCUUUCGACCAAGACGAGGUCCAGUCAGGCGAGGCGGCCGCCGGGCCCCGCGCCCCUGCCGCUCCUCGGCAACAUCCUCGACCUCCACGGGGAGCCGCACCACGCCCUCGCCAGGCUUGCAGAGACGCACGGGCCCGUUAUGUCCCUGAGGCUCGGCGCCACCGACGCCGUCGUGGCCUCCUCCGCCGCGGCGGCGCGCGACGUGCUGCAGAGGUACGACCACGUCCUGGCGGCGCGGUCGGUGACGGACGCCGGGCGCGCGCUGGGGAACCACGAGCACUCCGUCAUCUGGCUCCCCGGCAGCAGCCCGCUGUGGAGGCGGCUCCGCGCCGUGUGCACCACCCACCUCUUCUCGGCGCGCGGGCUGGACGCGACGCGCGCCGCGCGGGAGGGGAAGGCGAGGGAGCUGGUCGCUUGCCUGGGCCGCCACGCCGGCGAGGCCGUGGACGUGGGGCGCGUCGUGUUCUCGUGCGUGCUCAACGUCGUGUCCAACGUGCUCUUCUCCGAGGACGUGGCGGACCUCAGCUCGGACCGCGCGCAGGAGCUGGAGAUGCUGGUCAGGGACACGGUGGAGGAGGCCUGCAAGCCCAACCUCUCGGACCUCUUCCCCGUGCUCGCCAAGCUCGACCUGCAGGGCCGGCGCCGGCGCAGCGCUGAGUUUAUCGGCAGGUUCUACGAAUUCUUCGACGAUAUCAUCGCGCGACGCGUCCACGCGGGCGGCGGCGGUGAGAAGGAGGAUUUCUUGGACGUGCUGCUUCAGCUACACGCGGUGGAUCAGCUCAGCCUGCAAACUAUCAAAUCUUUUCUUUUGGACCUCUUUGCCGCCGGAACGGACACGAACGCGAUCACCGUCGAGUGGACGAUGGCCGAGCUGCUCCGGCACCCGGCCGUGAUGUCCAAGGUCCGCGGCGAGCUGCGGGACGCGCUGGGAUCGAAGCUCCACCCUGACGAGUCCGACAUCGACAGGCUGCCCUACCUCCGCGCGGUGGUGAUGGAGUCCAUGCGGCUGCACCCGCCGAGCCCGAUGCUGAUGCCGCACCUGGCCAUGGCCGACGGCGCGGAGGUGGGCGGCUUCGCGGUGCCGAGCGGCACCAAGGUGAUCGUCAACCUGUGGGCGGUCAUGCGCGACUCGGCGGUGUGGCCGGAGCCCGAGGCGUUCGUGCCGGAGCGGUUCGCGGGCGCCGGCGACGCGGACUUCCGCGGGAAGGACCGGAUGGAGUUCAUGCCGUUCGGGGCCGGGCGGAGGGCGUGCCCCGGCACGCCGAUGGCCACCCGGGUGGUGACGCUGCUCCUGGCUUCCAUGCUGCACGCGUUCGAGUGGAGGCUGCCCGAGGGGAUGCAGCCCGGGGACGUGGACGUCCGGGACCGGUUCGGCACGUCGCUCAACAUGGUCACGCCGCUCGAGGCUGUGCCGGUGCCGGUGCGACGGUGAUACACCGCAGCGUCUUGUGGAUCAAACAUCUAGCUGCAGUUAUCAGCCUGCUCUCAGGAGUUAGCAGAGCUAAACAGGUGCGCUAGCUUUGCGAGUAUCUCUUCUAUCUUCUUAGCAUAAUUGUUUGGUUGCCUGCUCCAGCAAUCGAGCCAGGCUCUGGGGAACGUGAGAAUCGACCGUUUCUGCCGGGCCUGGCUGGCGCGGUGCAGCGGCAGGUACGAGGAUAGGUAAAAUUUAGCUGACGGAACUGCACAACCGUUCCUGCAUAUUCAGACUCUGGACAAACAGGCAACCAAUCAACACCCUUUGCGUGUA